Rhodofomes roseus is the source of this 1535-nucleotide messenger RNA. RefSeq names its product lipase/ esterase. The record is from RefSeq and is a predicted model, not a curated record. The transcript is spliced from 5 exons. The coding region runs from base 191 to 1243 and encodes 350 amino acids. Lineage: Eukaryota; Fungi; Basidiomycota; Agaricomycetes; Polyporales; Fomitopsidaceae. Gene Ontology annotation, molecular function: hydrolase activity.
UGCCGCGGCUCCCCGCGUCCUACUGCUUUGGUCUCUCACAAGUCUCUCACAUAUUGUCUGGCAAAGUUCACAUUCAGGCUUCUCUACAGUAUCGGGAACCUCGUGCUACUGCUCGCGAGCACUGGCAUGUAACAGAUAUGAGGUGCUCCUACAUGCGCUAUCUCCACCUGGCACCGUAUCACACUGCACCAUGACUGAAGGCGAACGCAAGCUCUACCAGCCUGUUCACCCCGAAACUCUUGCCAAGCUUGACCCUGAGUUUGCGUCCUUUUGGACUGCUCAUCAUGCCCAUGUUAUCCCACUGGAACAACAAUCUUGGAACCCUGCGUGCCGGAAUGUCCAUGUCAUUGGUGCCUCGGAGCCCCCGAAGGUGGGCAAGAUCGAGGACGUACAACUGGAUAACUUCGAUGUCCGUGUAUUCACCCCGGAGGGAGACGCUCCAGAGAGAGGCUGGCCUGUGUUCGUCUAUUUUCACGGAGGCGGUUGGACGCUAGGUACAAUCGCAACUGGCAACGCAUUCGCCGCAAAUGCGUGCAAGCGUGCGAAUUGCGUAGUGGUAUCAGUGAACUAUCGUCUUGCUCCUGAGAACCCAUAUCCCGCCGCCGUCGAAGAUUCAGUCGAAGCGCUACACUGGGUGUAUAAGCAUGGCAAGUCUCGCCUGAACGCAGACGUAGCGAAGAUAGCGGUCGGCGGCUCAUCCAGUGGCGGUAACCUAGCAGCAGUGCUUGCUCUCGAGGCUGCUCAGGCGGAGCCUCCCAUUCCGCUUGUUCUGCAACUACUGAUUGUUCCAGUCAUUGACAACACCGCGUCUCCCUCGGGUGUGCCCUUCGGGUCGUGGGCGGAGAACAAGAAUACCGUGCAGUUGACGCCAGCGCGCAUGCUCUGGUUCCGCGACCAAUACCUGCCGAACCAGGCUGAUCGCGCAGCUUGGAGGAGCUCGCCCAUCUUUGCCCCUGAUGAGGUGUUCUCGAGGUUGCCGAAGGCGUGCGUGAUGGUUAUGGAGCUCGAUAUCCUCAGGGACGAGGGCGUUGUGUACGCAGAGAAGAUGAAGCGUGCUGGGGUCGAAGUAGAAGUGAAGUUGUACAAAGCUGCACCUCACCCGAUCAUCUCGUUGGAUGCGUCCUGCAAAUCGGCAAACGUGCAGUCGCAGAUGCCAUCGAGGCACUGGCGCAGGCUUUCGGCACAGUGUAGAAGGUGUUAUCCACCUGUCAUGCAAUGUAUGGUUCGUAAGGUCAGCUGCUAGUGUUUCAUGAUGUAUCUCAUACAGUACACACCGAUGGACGGUUGUAUGAUCUAUCUCCGUAUGUCAUUCUCAGUUCGGGAAGUCACACUUCCCGCGACGGAUCGCCAAUCAGGAUGAUACCAUACAACCAUCAUGCAUACGAUCUAUGUGGCACGCGAUUUCAACCUGACCUUUGACGGCUAGAAUUUUGAAUCCGGAUGCAGCAACGGCGUCAACUCGGCGUACUACUAAUUUCGGGGGCCUUUAUCUACGCCGUACGUCGCGUAGCGAAUAUAGACCACUCGGACGCCGA